AGGGAUUCAUUCUGCACAGCCUUCAGUUCCCUUCUUCUCCUUCCUGUGAACUUAGUGUCUUCUGUCUGUGAGCUCAGUGUUCUUCCUGCUCACCCUUCUAACUAAGCUCCUCACCAUGAACAGACAAGCCUGCAAAAUAUCUGGAGGCAGGAGCCAGGGCUUCUCUGGCCGCUCAGCUGUGGUCUCUGGUGGCAGCAGGAUGAGCUGUGUGGCUCGAACUGGGGGCUCUAGUGGAGGGUUUCGGAGUGGAGCAGGCAACUUUGGCAGUCAGAGUCUCUAUAACCUGGGUGGCAACAAGAGGAUCUCUAUCAGUGUGGCAGCUGGUGGCUCUCGGGCUGGUGGCUUUGGUGGAUACAACAGUUGUGGGAGUGGCUUUGGGGGUAGCUAUGGAGGUGCCUUUGGGGGUGGUUCUGGAGGCAAUUUUGGCAGUGGCUUUGGUGGUAGCAGAGGAAUGGGAAGUGUCUUUGGUGGAGCUGGUGGCUUUGGAGGGGCUGGUGGUUCUGGUGGUCUUGGCUUUAGUGGGCCUGGUGGCUUUGGCCCUGGUUGUUUUCCUGGGGGAAUCCAAGAAGUGACUGUGAAUCAGAGCCUGCUACAGCCCCUCAGUGUGGAGAUUGACCCCCAGAUUGGGCAAGUCAAGGCCCAGGAACGUGAGCAGAUCAAGACUCUCAACAACAAGUUUGCCUCCUUCAUCGACAAGGUGCGCUUCUUGGAGCAACAGAACAAGGUUCUGGAGACUAAGUGGGAGCUACUCCAGCAGCAGGGCAGCGGUUCCACCACUGGUACCAACAACCUUGAGCCUCUUUUUGAGAACUACAUUAACCAUCUACGGAGUCACCUGGAUGGGAUCCUUGGGGAGAGAGGCCACCUGGACUCAGAGCUAAGGAAUAUGCAGGACCUGGUUGAGGACUUCAAGAAGAAAUAUGAGGAUGAAAUAAACAAACGUACUGUGGUUGAGAAUGAAUUUGUGACUCUGAAGAAGGAUGUGGAUGCUGCCUAUCUGAACAAGGUGGAGCUUCAGGCCAAGAUGGACGCCCUGGUAGAUGAGAUCAACUUCAUGAGGACCCUCUGUGAUGCAGAGCUGUCCCAGAUGCAAAGUCAUGUCAGUGACACAUCUGUGAUCCUAUCCAUGGACAACAACCGUGAUCUGGACCUGGACAGCAUCAUUGAGGAGGUCCGUGGUCAGUAUGAGGACAUUGCCCAGAGGAGUAAGGCUGAGGCCGAGGUGCUGUACCAGACCAAGUUGGGAGAGUUGCAGACUACCGCUGGCAGGCAUGGGGAUGACCUGCGGAACACCAAGAGUGAGAUCAUGGAGCUCAACAGGAUGAUCCAAAGGCUGCGGGCAGAGAUUGAGAAUGUCAAGAAGCAGAAUGCCAACCUGCAGACAUCCAUCGCAGAAGCUGAGCAGCGUGGGGAGAUGGCCCUCAAGGAUGCCAAUGCCAAGCUUCAAGACUUGCAAGUUGCACUGCAGAAGGCCAAGGAUGACCUGGCCAGGCUGCUGCGUGACUACCAGGAGCUGAUGAAUGUCAAGUUGGCCUUGGAUGUGGAGAUUGCCACCUACCGCAAGCUGCUGGAGGGCGAGGAGUGCAGGAUGUCUGGAGAGUGCCAGAGUGCUGUCAGCAUCUCUGUGGUCAACAGCAGCAGCACGACUUCGGCUUUGGCAGGCGGUUAUGGGGGUAGUUAUGGUGUUGGCUUCAGUGUAGGAGGCACUGGCACAGGCAGUGGCUUUGGCCUGGGAGGGGGCAGCGGAAUUGGCAGUGGCAGUGGCUUUGGCAGUAGCAGUGGAUUUGGCGGCAGCAGCAGUUCCGGUGGUGGCAGCAGCUUUGGCUCUGGCUCUGUGAGUCACAGCGGAGUCAGUGGUAGGGGCUUUGGUUCAGGUAGCAAUCGGAGUGGGAGUGUCCAGUUCUCCCAAUCCUCCCAGCGCUACUCCAGAUAAAGCAGGAAGUAUGUUCACCAACAUCACAGCCGCCUCAGCACCUCUUUUCCCAGCUGUCCCUCCCUUCCCAGUGUCCUGUUGCCCCUGCCCUUUAGGGAGUGGCUCUUCGGCUGGAAGGCUGGGACUCUUGCUCUUCCACGUGGGUCCCUGGCCCAGCCCAGCCACAAGGAUUUCAAGUUCUCUUCUCUCUGGCUGCAGUCUAUGCCUGUGAUUAUCCAGGUGUGGCCUCACUGCCUGCUGUCCUUGGAAUUCUCCCUUCCCUGAAAGUCAUCCCAGUUCUGGUGUAUAUAACUUGUAGUUCCUUCUGCCCACUGUUCUGUCACCAAUA
This is a messenger RNA of Cavia porcellus (domestic guinea pig), 2261 nucleotides long. RefSeq names its product keratin 3 (gene Krt3). Bases 116 to 1933 code for a protein of 605 amino acids. Gene Ontology annotation, molecular function: structural constituent of skin epidermis. Gene Ontology annotation, cellular component: keratin filament. NCBI's taxonomy places the organism in Eukaryota, Metazoa, Chordata, Mammalia, Rodentia, Caviidae. Gene Ontology annotation, biological process: keratinization; intermediate filament organization. The transcript is spliced from 9 exons. The record is from RefSeq and is a predicted model, not a curated record.